Messenger RNA from Chlorocebus sabaeus (green monkey), 2827 nucleotides. RefSeq names its product golgin, RAB6 interacting (gene GORAB). The record is from RefSeq and is a predicted model, not a curated record. Lineage: Eukaryota; Metazoa; Chordata; Mammalia; Primates; Cercopithecidae. Gene Ontology annotation, biological process: non-motile cilium assembly.
AAAAAAAAAAAAAAAAAAAAAAAAAAGAAGAAGAAGAAGAAGAAGGAAAAAAAGAAAAAUCCCUUAGGAGGAAAGUUACAUAUUAUAAUUAUUCACAAAGGAAACAACCCAAAGCAAAAGAAAUCUGGGAGACGCUCCGGCCUGCGAAAGACCUGGUUAUGCCUGUUCCCUUUUCGUUAAUUAUACUCCACCCUUUUUAAAUGUUUCUUCAUCAUCAAAAUCCUAAAUCUGAUCAUCUCCUGAGUCAAUCUGAAGGAUGCCUCCAGCGCUGUGCACACUCCCUGCAAAAUACAAGGAUUUCAGGGCAAACUAAGAGCCACAGAGAGCACCGCUCCCGCCCUACAGGUACAGGAUCCAAAAGGCACUUUGAUCUCCCGUUUCCGCCACCGACUCGUAGCUCCUUCCCAAAUACCUGUUUAUCUCCACUCUCAUCCCCAUCGCCAUUUCCCCCCUUAGCUCCUGAAGCGAUUAACCAGCAACAGUGAGAAACAACGAGAGAGAGAGAGAGCGCAGAGGCAAGCCUGGGGGAAACGAAUGUCUGCGUGGCAAGGUUUCCUUAGGCAGUUUGUCAGGCACUGCUGAAGGCAGCCUGGAAGGAAGCCGGACCCUGAGGCCGCGGAGAGAGGGCCUUGUGUUUGCAGCCCGACGCACUGAUUGGCCGCGACCGAGGAAAAACCCGGAUGCGCUGGACAGCAGUGUUGGCGGUCGCGGCUCCGAGAUUUGGGCACUUUUGGGGGUGCCGGUGGCCCGGGCCAAUGGCGCAAGGUUGGGCAGGCUUCUCUGAAGAAGAGCUGAGGAGACUAAAGCAGACUAAAGAUCCAUUUGAACAACAGCGGCGUCUCCCCACGAAGAAAAGUCGACAACAACUUCAGAGAGAAAGAGCCCUUAUAGAGCAAAGCCAAAAACUUGGACUUCAAGAUGGAUCAACCUCAUUACUUCCAGAGCAGCUGCUUUCAGCACCAAAACAGAGAGUUAACGUUCAAAAACCACCUUUUUCUUCCCCUACUCCUCCGAGUCAUUUCCCUCUCACCUCUCCUGUUGGUGAUGGACAACCACAGGGCACUGAAAGUCAGCCAAAGGAACUGGGACUUGAGAAUUCCCAUGAUGGUCACAACAAUGUUGAGAUUCUACCUCCAAAGCCAGACUGCAAACUGGAGAAAAAGAAAGUGGAAUUGCAGGAAAAAUCUCGUUGGGAAGUCCUCCAACAGGAACAACGGCUAAUGGAAGAGAAAAAUAAACGUAAAAAAGCUCUUUUGGCUAAAGCUAUUGCAGAAAGAUCCAAAAGAACUCAGGCAGAAACCAUGAAACUAAAGCGGAUCCAGAAGGAGUUGCAGGCUUUAGAUGACAUGGUGUCAGCUGACAUUGGAAUUCUCAGGAACCGAAUUGAUCAGGCCAGCUUAGACUAUUCAUAUGCUCGGAAGCGGUUUGACAGGGCUGAAGCAGAGUAUAUUGCAGCAAAGCUAGAUCUACAGCGCAAGACUGAGAUAAAAGAGCAACUCACUGAACACCUUUGUACAAUCAUACAGCAAAAUGAGCUCCGAAAGGCCAAGAAGUUGGAGGAGUUGAUGCAACAACUAGAUGUACAAGCUGAUGAAGAGACUCUGGAGCUUGAGGUGGAGGUAGAGAGAUUGCUACAUGAACAAGAAGUAGAAGCAAGGAAACCAGUGGUUCAUUUAGAGAGGCCAUUUCAGCCUGCUGAGGAGAGUGUGACUUUCGAAUUUGCAAAAGAGAACAAAAAGUGUCAAGAACAAGCUGUUUCCCCAAAGGUAGAUGAACAGUGUGGAAAUUCCAAUAGCAUCCCCUUUCAUAGUCCAAACUGCCCAAAUCAAGAAGGUAAUGACAUUUCAGCUGCUUUGGCCACAUGAAGGUCUGGUAUUCUUUUGAACUAAUAUGGUAUUCAGUAAAGUAUACUUUUUGCAGUAGAUUAUGCCCUCACCUCCAAUAAAAACCUCUUUAAAACAAUGCUGAUUUUUGAAUUCAUGAUUAGUUUUAGUAAAUUAGUAUGUUUGGCCAUUCUAAAAUCCAAAAUUAUGAUAAGUUUAUUUCUAGGGGUGUAUUUCACCUUGAUUUUGGCCCAGUUCUUUCAGUGUUCCAUUACCCUUUUUACUGAAUUAAAGUUAAGUGACUUAAAAGGAUGGAAGAAAAACUACAUGGUUGGAGUGUUUUUAGACCAGAUAAAUAUAGAAAAGUAAAAUGGAAAAUGAUACUCAAUACCUAGUUGAACGCAUUUCACUUCUCCUGGGAGAUGUAUUAAGACUGGAAGUCCUAUUUUAUUUAAUCAGUAAAAAGACAAAAAUUACAGUGUGAAAAAGAGAAAGACAGGAAUCGAAGAAAAAAGUUGCAGGUUGAAUUAUCUAUCUGGAUAUUACUAGAGUUGUAAAACUUGGAAAUUGGAAUUUAUGUGAAGAACCAGACAACUGAAGCCAGGAUCACUUUUGUCUUCAAUUUACCUUCAAAUGGUUUUAGUUUACAACCUGCGUUUUGUUAUUUGACACACACACACGUAUAUAUAAACAUACAUGUAAUUUUACUAUUAUAUUGUCUUUAAUCGAUGAAUUGAUUAAAUUUAGACAAUUAAAACAUUUCUAAAGUGAGGCUGAAAAUAAUAUAGAAAAUCUCAUUGCUACUUGUGAUGAUCAAAAAAGGAUGUAUUUUCUUUCUAAAGUUAUCUAUAAAUAUGUGUUUGAUAUGUUGGACAUGAAUUACUCUGUCAUGAAGCAUUUAAAAGCUGAUUUUCUUGUUAGUUUGUUAAUUACCUGUUACUAGUAUUUGACCAAUACAUUGUGCUGUAUGUAAAUGUGUAAAUAAAUAUUGUAAUUUUCUCACA